Molecule: messenger RNA, 803 nt
Organism: Drosophila obscura
Lineage: Eukaryota; Metazoa; Arthropoda; Insecta; Diptera; Drosophilidae
Product: kunitz-type serine protease inhibitor nigrescinin-6
Exons: 1
Coding region: 107-469 (120 amino acids)
Molecular function (GO): serine-type endopeptidase inhibitor activity
Source: RefSeq, a predicted model, not a curated record
CUGCGAUGCAACCAGUUGCGUGCCACAAGUCGCCAGGUGAACAAGUGAGAAAGAAAGAGAGAGAGACCGAGUUCAGUUGAGUUCCGUUGAGUAAAACGUGUGUAAAAUGUGCGAACAGGGGCGACUACUGAGAGCGAUGGAGGUGACCAGUGUGGUGCUGGUGCUGGGACUGCUGCUGCUGGCCGGAACGGGAGUCAGCGAGGGCCGCCCCAUGGAUCUGUACGAUGAUGUGAGCGACUUCUUUGAUGCCAUCUCGUUGGACGAUGUGGCCAAUACGGGCCGCAACACGCAUCCGGAGCAGUUUUGCCUGAUGCCCGCACGCAAGGGCGUCUGUCGGGCCCUCAUACCCCGUUGGCGCUACGAUCCCGAGCAGAAGAAGUGCGUGGAGUUCAAGUUCGGUGGCUGCGAUGGCAACGAGAACAAUUUCUCCAGCUACAAGGACUGCAUGUCCACCUGCGAGGGAAUGUAGGGGUCACCAGGAUCUGGAGCUGGAGAUGGAGCUGGAGCUGGAGCUACUGCUGAUCGGCCAAUCUGGUCGAUGUGUUGCCAAAGGCGACUGCUUUUCUUUCGAGCUCUGCAAAGUAGCGAACCAAAGGCAGCAUUUACUUUAAUCCACAUACACAUACACAUCAUAAACUUAAUCAAUUCGAUUAACUCUUCUGUACUACGUAAUAUUUAUAUAGUUUCUGUCAUUGAUCCAUUUAUUUUGUACUUUCGGCGAUGGUGUACAACACCACCGAACCGAACCUAGAGCUUAAGUUAUUGUGAUAAAACAAAUCAAAUUGAUUCAUCAUGAAAUAAAG